UGCCUGAACUCACGCAAAAAGAAGUGAAGAGAAGAAAAGAAAAAAGGAAACAUGAAAAAGCGAGAUCAUCUGUGUCUAUUAUCUGAUUGGCUGUCUGCGAAGCCAAAGGCAUUGCCCACCCACAUGUUUAUAUGAAUCGUUGAUCAUUUGUAGAGUCCUCCCACUGAGAGAGGAUCUGUGCCGCGAUCGAGGGCUCAUGGCAGCUAAUGAUUAUCGCGCGUACCUGCGGAAUCAUAUCGAUAUGGAAGAGGCUCCGGCGCGCGCUCCGCACACGGGCUCCACUCACAGAGCGCUUAUAUUCGGCACGCUCGCUGUCAUGGGACUGCUGCAGGUCGCGUCGAGUGUGGCGAUUCUGUUGCACUUAACCGGUUAUCUGCGAGAGAUCGACCUUGCCUCAGCCCAGCAGAGUCCUAAUGAGGAAAUGCACAGUGAAACCUUAAUAGCCGAUCCAAUCAAAAGUUGCAAGGAGAAGAAGGAAAGAUUUCGACAAAAAAAGGACACGCGCAUGCCAUCAGCUCACCUUCCCAUCAAGACGCCGACUAACUAUGCAGCCACUUUUGCAGAAGAUCGAAAUGAAUUAACCAUAAUCACCUGGGAUGAUUUUCAAGGGUGGAAUUUGAAGAAGAUGAAAUACCAUGACGGACGAAUUCUAGUGGAUGAAGCUGGCUAUUACUAUGUAUAUGCCAAGACCUGCUUUCGAUAUGCUGAGGAACACGACUCGGGCAAAGUGGACGUCAGCAAUGUACAGUUAAUUCAAUACAUUUAUCACGAGAAGCACACGCAGUCUGUAAUUACACCUAUUCUUCUUACAAAAAGUGGCGGAACGCUGCAGUGGAACAUCGCACCCUUCAACAUGUACUGCGUGGAGCAGGGCAGAGGCAUCCAGUUGAAUAAGGGCGAUGGUAUUUUAGUCCGCGUAUCCAAUGCAUGGCUGCUGGACCCAGCAGCUGAAGACACAUAUUUUGGUACUUUUAAGAUCAGCGAUUGAUUUUUGCUACUGAACAUAUUUAUGCACAUUUUGCAAAGUGACCAUGAACCACUGAGCACUUGUUUUUGAUCACUGACUUUUGAAUUUUUGUUCAGCAGAGAUGACUUUUAAGAGCAUAUUAUAAGUUUGAACACUUCGCAAUUAUGCCAUUGAAGCUCUUAAGUACCAGCACUAGAACACCAAGAAUGGACUCGGGCCUCUGUCCAUGUUUUUUAUUACAAGUAUCGAUACUGGAAAUCAGAGGCACCGCAAAGGGGAGAAAGUUAGGAUGAUUCCAAGGGCCCUGACCAGAGAAGGUCCCGACGCAAUUUCAACGAGGGCUGAAGCAAAAAACUGUCCAAGGGGCACGGAAAUGCUAGCGGCGCCCCUGCUGGCAAUAGGUAUCAGUCCAAUACUGGUACCCUUACUCUUAAAAUGCUCCAAUACCAACAACCGUGCAAUGAAUCAAAGCGGUGGAGAGAUGCUGGACAUUCCUAGUAAAGACACAACUGAGGAAGAAUGUAUGGGCUAAGUGCUCAAAUUUAGUUCGAUUUAAGUUUUUAUUGUUUGUAAAAGCAAUAUCACAUUUGCAGCCUUAGUCAUAGUGAUGUAUUGUUAUCAGUUAGUACCAAAAAGUAACAGUCUUAAGACAGUAAUAAAAGACUACAUCCCUAGUUUAAAAACUUCAUCAUUAGAUCUCAUCGAUUGGAUCAGGAUAGAAAACAAAACGGAUACCAUGAAAUGUUUCGUUCUAACAAGCAUGUUUAAUUGAGCUUUGGAAAUUUGAGCAUGCAGAAUCUGUCAAGGACAACUGAAUUAUGCCCAACAGGUGGAUAGACACUUCCUCUCACCCCUCUUAUGUUUUACUGAUUGAUAAAUUUCACUGUUGGACAUUUAGAGCUGCCCUUUGUUUUUUGUUUUUUUGUUUUUUUAAUUGUGUUAACAUUUAAAUUGAGCAAAACGUAUACAAACAUUGAACAAAAAUCAAAGCAGCUGGACUGUCUUUGACUCCGUGUAAGAAGGGUUGUGUAGAACCAAACUGAGUUUGGUACGCUCUAAUUUAAUUUUUGUUUAAUGCACUAAGUGUAUUUAUUUAUUUUCUAUGAUGACAGAAUGUUUGUCAAAUGUUCUGUCUGUACAGUUUUGUACAGUGUAUAUAAUUGUAUAAUUGCCUUUAUUCCAUUCUUCAAGAGGUUUUGGAUGAAGGGCAUUGACUUUAGGUCAGUUAUACAUGCGCUUUUGUCCCAGGCACAGGGCUCCUGUUUAAAGCAGAAAUUGAUUCGUUUCUUACUUAAGAAACUUUGUAUUUAAGUAAAAUUCAUUUGACAAUUCUGUGUGGAAAUGUUUGUGGACAGCAGAAUAUAUUGUUCCCAACCCAAAGCAAGCCUAAAAAGGUUUGCAGCCUUAAAGUAAUUUUUUUUCCCCAUAUGUUAGCAAAAGUUUUGUUUUAUUAUGUUUAUUUAUACUAUUCUGCCUAAUAAAGAUACUUUUCUAAAUAAAA
Messenger RNA from Cyprinus carpio (common carp), 2468 nucleotides. Its product is annotated as TNF superfamily member 11. The coding region runs from base 197 to 988 and encodes 263 amino acids. Gene Ontology annotation, biological process: immune response. The record is from RefSeq and is a predicted model, not a curated record. The transcript is spliced from 4 exons. Gene Ontology annotation, cellular component: membrane. Lineage: Eukaryota; Metazoa; Chordata; Actinopteri; Cypriniformes; Cyprinidae. Gene Ontology annotation, molecular function: tumor necrosis factor receptor binding.